AUGAAACGUCGUCCGCAAAGUGCAAUCAUAACUAAACUGAUAAGAGAGAGAUAAGAAUCAGCCAUAAAUACGUAAGAUUACAAUUCUAAAAGAGUUCAUAAAUGAUCUACUCUAAAAAGCAAACUCCAUAACAAGUAGCCCCAAAAGAGUAUUUUGAAGAUUAAGAACAAUUGUAUUUUGUAAAUUUGUAAUUGAAAUAAUAAUGCAAUGAGGUUAAAUAAGAAAAUUAAAAACUCAAAGCCUACAUAGCUCAAUUAAAAGUAUCGAAAUAUUUUAGCAUAGAAAUAAAUUGUGAAGAUUGAGAAGGUAGAUAAGUAUUAGGUAAACUGUGAUCCUCUUGGAGUAAUAUAGAGUGGAGAGGGUAGCAUAGUACCCAUUUUGAAAGCUAAAGUAAAGGAAUAGCGUAAUUAAAUUGAAGAACUAUAAACAGAUCUGCAUCAAUAGUAUAAGUCUGUUAAAUUGACAAAAUUAUCGGAGUUGUAAAGAGAAAUUUAGAAUUAGUAGAAUGAAAUUAUGAAACUCAGACAAGUGAUUUAAUCUGCCCUCAAUAUUACUGAUUAAGAGUAAAAAUAUUAUAUAAAAUAACAAGUUUGGUUAAUGAUCCAAAUGUGAUUGAAAAGUUAUCAAAAUUUACAAUAACUGUACACUAACAAGAGAACUCAAUUUAGUAAUUGAUUAAACAAAAUGAUAAAUUAAAAAUCGAAUAUUAGGAAAUGUCUAAUGAUAAUGCUAAAUUACUUGAGGAAAUGAAGUAAUUGAAUUUUGAGAAGAUUAAUUACAAAAAACAAUUGGAAGAAUAAACAAUCACUGAAAAUGAGAUUUAUCAAUAAAAGAAAAGAGAGUUCUUGGAGAUGAAAUUAGCGUAUAAAUCCUAAUAUAUUUAUAGUGCAACAUUGAAGUAAUUGGAUACCUUAAAGGGUGAGUUGUCCUUGUAUGAGAAUAAGUCCAAAUCGCUAUAGAAGUAAAUCAAAGAUUAAGAAAAAGAGUUUAAAUAGACUACGAUGGAAUUACAGAAGUAAAAAUAAAAUUUAGAAGAUUAAUGCAAUAAAAAGGACAUAAUGAUGUAAUUUAGCUUAUUAUUAUAGAUAAGACUUAAAUGAUAGAAUCAAUAUUUUGGAUUUAUUAAAACAAAAAAACUCUCCUAAACCCUCUGAGUCUCCCCUUACUCUGUAACACAAAAAGUCUUUCCUUCCUCCCUCAACAUAUAGAGAUGCAAUGACCUAAUUCCCAGAAAAUCGAUCAUAAGAUAUUAAUUAGAAUGUUAAUUGUCGACCUAUAAAUAACAACCAAUUAGAAAUCUUAUUUUAACAAUUAAAAUUCAAGAUCGUCUCUUAAAAGUUAACAAAGGAAAGGAUACAUUUUACAUUUCAUUAUAAAGAAUUCAUAUAAUUAGGAGAGGCAAUCUAAGUUUUUAUGAAUGCACCCUAUAACUUUUAGAAGUCUGAUUCAAUAAUACUUUGUAGAUAUCUCAUUGGAGAGGAUCAAGGAUUCUCUAAUUCAAUAUAAUUUUAGGAUACAUAGGAAGUAAGGGAAAUUAUUGAUUAACUUUAUAAUCAUCCUAAAAUAAAAUCUGAAUAUGUAUGUCUAUAUAAAAAUAUCAUAGUUGACAUUUCAGACAAUUUUGAAAUAGAACUACUAUUCAAAAGUAAUUAAUCAAAAAUUGAUUCAAUGCAACAUCCCAAGUAAAAUAUACAACCGAGAUGAUUUUAUAUUGUUAUUGAGAAAUAACUAUAAUUUCACUUAUGAGCAAAUAGACUUUAUGUUGAUGAUGAAUUAUUUGUAUUCGAAUGAAAUCGAAAACAUCGAUAUAAAUGUUCUAAGAAAGUUUAUAUAGCAGGAGUGUGAUCUCUAAGCCACACUUCAUAAUUUAGCAUAUGUUUGCCAGGAGUCUAUUAGAUAUAUUCCAAAGAAGAUUAAUAAAAUCUCUUAUUCAGAUGAUGAUGAAUCUAAUUGUCCAAAGGAUUUGAAAUCUGUCUAAAAACAAAGAGAUGAUUCAAAAAUUGAAAUGAAGCCACCUGAAUUAUCAAAUCAAGUAUAAAAUAUCAUUACUAGUGAACAAUACUUAACAUUCUCAUGUAUAAUUUUAUAUAUAUCAACUUUAGAAUUUAAAAACUCUGAUCAAUAACUUAAAAGUUCAGAAUCUAGAAAACCAAGCAAUCAUAAUAACAAUAGUGAUAUCUUCCAAUAUAGUCAAUCAUUACUACCUCAGGCUACUUUAAAAAGACCUUCAGAAAAUUAAUAGUUCACAUCAGAUAACUCGAUUCAUUUUAAUAUAACAAAUUAAUUCUAGUCUCCUUAAGAAAAUAAGAAAAGAAUAAACUAAAUAAAAGAAUUUUAAACAGGAAAAGAGAUUUUUGAUUAAAGAAAUAUCUAAUUCAAUGUUGAUAAUGAUACCUAAAUUACUGAUGGCAACAAAAAAGAGGAUGAGUAUUAUGAGGAAAUCUAGGAGGAAUACAUAGAAGAAUUGUGA
Messenger RNA from Paramecium octaurelia, 2470 nucleotides. The record is from the annotation of a GenBank genome assembly. NCBI's taxonomy places the organism in Eukaryota, Ciliophora, Oligohymenophorea, Peniculida, Parameciidae.